AAGUCUUUCUGAAAAACACAUCUUUACACUUGAAAUAAGUUUUUUCCUUUCUUGGUAAUAAAAAUAUCCUUUUCGUUUCUUCUUCUCCACACUUCUAGAAGUUCUAGAUUUUUCCUAGCUAACGUACCAGAAAAAAGGAAGCCAAGCCUAGAAACACUAUAAAGAUAAGACACAAAGGAAGUCUGAGAAUUGUGAGUAAAAAUGUGUUUGGAAGUUGUGUAUCAUGAAGAGAAGACGGAGCUUGGUCGGCAACAAGCACCAGGGAUGUGUCCUUAUUGCGGCGGAAAAGUAUCGGCGGUGGAUAUAGAGACGAAGUGGUUGUUCUGUUUCUUACCACUUUGUUUCAAGGUCAAACGCAAAUACUCAUGUUCUUCGUGCGAGCGUCAUCUCGUCUUGUAUUAUUGAAGAAACACGUAGAGAGAUGCGAAAUUGAAGUAAAGAGAAAAACCAAAACAGAAAGAAUGAAGAAAAGAAACAGAGGAGAAACUGAAAAAGAUUGUUUUAUCUCUUUCAUUUAUUUGGUUGCUUCUCCUCUCAAUGUUGAGGUUUUUGCAGAUUUCCUCUUGUGACUUCUGAUUUUGCUAGAAACGCCCUCUCGUGUUGGUGAGUGGUGACAUUGGUCAAUUUUCAUUGAGUUCUUUAUUUCUCGUCUGAGUUUUGUGCAAUGUAUAUAAUUUGUUGGAUUUGUUUAAUAAAGAUUGUUAUUCUUAA
This is a messenger RNA of Arabidopsis thaliana (thale cress), 711 nucleotides long. RefSeq lists its product as uncharacterized. Bases 202 to 405 code for a protein of 67 amino acids. The transcript has a single exon. The record is from RefSeq and is marked reviewed. NCBI's taxonomy places the organism in Eukaryota, Viridiplantae, Streptophyta, Magnoliopsida, Brassicales, Brassicaceae.